Molecule: messenger RNA, 1040 nt
Organism: Somion occarium
Lineage: Eukaryota; Fungi; Basidiomycota; Agaricomycetes; Polyporales; Cerrenaceae
Source: the annotation of a GenBank genome assembly
AAAACUAUACCUAUCCCGCAAAAAUGGGAUUGAAGCAGCUGCCUUUCCCUUCUCUCUAUGAUGGACAGCCUGUCGAAUGAGCUUCUGGUGCAUAUCUUCAGUCGUCUCCGAUAUCUUCAGUCGUCUCCGAUAUCUUCAGUCGUCUCCGAUAUCAAGACAUACUUCGAUGUCAACGUGUGUGUUUUCGUUGGGACAAGAUCGUCAACGAGGCACACUACCUCCAGUAUCUGUUGGAGCUCAAGACUCGCAGCGCAUUUGGGAUAGCCCUCAUAUCGGCUUAGCUGAGAGGAUGCAUACAGCCUCCGGGAUCAGUGGAAUACAAGCAACUGGACAUCAUCACUGCAAGUGCGGAUGUAGAUAUCUUUUGAUCAUAUCAACUGAGGAAGAAACAGAGGAAGAGCGCACUGCGCUUAGACUGGACCGUUCACUUUCUAUCCAUUCAAGACGGAAAGACUCAUCCCCUUUCUCGGCAGCUUCCCGCCUUCCAAGUGACGUGCAACAAUGCAGAUGCAGACAGUUUCUUGGGUAACUUUAAGGCAUAUGGCAAAACUAUUGUCAUGCAAAUGUAUGCUGAGGAUGUGAACAAGUUUAUUUUGUACGACUGGUCCGCCGGUGCUGCCAUAACUACCUUCCCUUCUAGAGUGGAUACCGACAUUAUUUCCGCGUUACCCAUUGGAAGUAAUUGUGUCUUGGUGGCCAGACUACAAACAGCUCCGUCACCUGCCAUGUUCCUCGAUGUCUACCAAUCGACCACCGUAGCAUUCAACGAAUUGGCGCGCCCCGAACUAGUAGCAAGCUGAAGUUUGCCUCCUCUGAGGCACGAUAUUGCACCUACCGAUCUUGGGAGCAUUUUUCUGCGCAAAUACUUCCGUUGGACCAUUGGCGACGAGGUCAUCGGAUUUUUAUCCAGAACUGGCUCUAAUCCAUCUCGUGACCUCAUAUCGCACCGAAUUGUUUAACUUAUAUGUACCUUUGUCGGCCCUGUUGCCAGGUCGUCUAGUUCGUGCAAUGCCACGAUCGCCUGUCACGAUUCCUUGGGA